UCCAAACAGCGCUGGAUGCGGUGCAUGUUACGUGGGCUCUCGAUUGAAAGGGGUUUUCCAUUUUUCUUUUUUCAUACAGAUGAUUUUUUAAGUAGCUAAACAACUGAGCGACGUGAAAUGCACUCUCGGGAGGAUCAGCAAAAUCCACCGUUUAACCUGAAAUAAUUUACUUUCUGUUCUCUCUAAAAGGAAGUUAGCGCGAGUGGGAACCUGGAUGUGUUAUAAUGGAGACGAGAGGGGAUGAAGAGGCUGCAGAUGGCCAACACAUCCAUCCGUCUGGUGGAAAUGAGUCUUCCACUGAUUCAAGACUGGACAAAUCCACAGAGAACAUGGAUGUGGAUGAAGAUGAUCUGUUCAAACACUCCACAACUCUGACCAACAAGCAGCGUGGGAACGAAGUUUCAGUACGACCAGCAACAUUAGAUUCUCUGUCCAUACAUCAGCUGGCAGCCCAGGGAGAGGUCUCACAGGUGGCUGCACACCUCAGUAAAGACGGUUCGCUGCUCAGCAGACAGGAUGAACGAGGCUUCACGCCUCUCAUGUGGGCAGCAGCGUUUGGAGAGAAAGCAGUGGUAGACUUUCUCUUGGAAAAGGGUGCAGACCCAAAAACAAUUGCAAGGGAGCGAGAGAGUGCCCUAACCCUUGCCAGCUCUGGAGGUUAUGUGGACAUUGUUGAGUCUCUUCUCAGACAUGGAGUUGACAUUAACACCUAUGACUGGAAUGGUGGAACUCCUCUUCUUUACGCUGUAAGAGGAAACCAUGUCAAGUGUGUAGAAGCACUAUUAGCCAAAGGAGCAGAUAUGACCAUUGAGUCAGACUCUGGGUACAGUCCAAUGGCCUUAGCUGUUGCCCUUGGACACAAAAAAAUUCAGAAGGUUUUGGAGGACCACAUCCUGAAACUCUACAAGCCACCAACAUGACACAUGUUGAACUUAAUCCAUAAAAGACAUUCUGACACAUCUUAUCUCCGAUUCACGAGCAGCUGUUGGCGAUGAAGACAAAUGUUAUGACUUUUCAACAUGACAGUUCAGCCCAUAUGUAGAAACAUUUACAUACAAAACUGCAUUUCCUAAUUGAUCAGAUUUUCAUUCCAUUUAAAUGCAUAUGUUUGUAUGUCUGACAUUGUAUGUUUAAAGGGGACCUAUUAUGGCAUCUAAUACCUACUAAACAGGCCUUGAAUGUCUUAAAAACAAGCUUUUGAUUGUUUUUGCUAAAUAAAUUAGAAAUUCAGCCUCUAA
This is a messenger RNA of Cololabis saira (Pacific saury), 1238 nucleotides long. It is a transcript of the gene rfxank, whose product is annotated as regulatory factor X-associated ankyrin-containing protein. The record is from RefSeq and is a predicted model, not a curated record. The coding region runs from base 225 to 920 and encodes 231 amino acids. Gene Ontology annotation, cellular component: nucleus. Gene Ontology annotation, molecular function: protein binding. Lineage: Eukaryota; Metazoa; Chordata; Actinopteri; Beloniformes; Belonidae. The transcript is spliced from 9 exons. Gene Ontology annotation, biological process: regulation of transcription by RNA polymerase II.